AUGACAGAUGGUGAUGUGCCCAUUAGAAUCGAGCACCUCAAAUUGAAAAGAAUAAACGAACUGAACAAAAAACUCAGACAGGAGUUGUCUAGAGAACGUAUAUCUGCGUCCAAUGCCUGUCUUUCUAUCAUCGAUUAUACCACCUCAAAGAGAGAUUAUGCUAUCCCAGAUAUAUGGGGCUACCCGGCGCCGGGAACAAACCCGUAUAGGGAGAAUAUUAAAGCACUGCAAAAGCUGAAAUCCAAAUCAUCCCAAGACAGUAAUACCUGUUGUAUAAUAAUGUAA
This is a messenger RNA of Lachancea fermentati, 285 nucleotides long. The record is from the annotation of a GenBank genome assembly. NCBI's taxonomy places the organism in Eukaryota, Fungi, Ascomycota, Saccharomycetes, Saccharomycetales, Saccharomycetaceae.